CAGAGGUGGGGUGGGAUCAUUUCAUUCGGCGAGAGCAUAUAUAUCUGUAGAAAGUCACUGAGUAGAUCGUCGUAAAUAUGUGGUGUCAAACUAACCAUGAGACAUAUUAGCCGUCGUAAGAAUUAGGAUCGCCGACGCAAUCAAAAGAUGGUCUCGAUCAUCAAAAAUCAGUUGCUGAAACACUUGUCGAGGUUCACUAAAAAUUUAUCUGCUGAUAAGAUAAAUUUAAGUACAUUCAAAGGUGAAGGAGAACUGACUAACUUAGAACUUGAUGAAAUAGUCCUCACAGAGUUGCUAGAGCUGCCAUCGUGGUUAAGACUAACUAAUGCUUGGUGCAAUAAAGUUUCAUUUCGCAUACAAUGGACCAAACUAAAAAGUGUUCCUAUCUUUUUGAGUUUGGAUGAGGUUCAUAUAGAUGUAGAAACAUGUGAGGAUUUAAGAAGCAUGUCUUCCCCGCAGGGUGUAUCAUCGUAUACAGGCCCUGCAAAAUAUUCUUUUAUACAUAAAGUAAUUGAUGGAAUAACAGUAGCUGUUAAUACUGUAUUGGUUACAUUCAAAAGUCCUGCGUUUAUAGCCUCAGUCCAGAUGAAUCGGAUUAUGGUGGAAUCCAAAUCAGCAACAUGGCAGCGUUCUGAUCUUAGAAGCACUAGAGUGAAAGAUCCUGAUCGAGGACAAUUACUUAUUUUUAAAGAGUUAGAAUGGCAAACUGUUAGAAUAGAGGCCCAAAGUACUAAGGAUAAGAAUUUGACACCACUCCGUUUACUUACAAAUCAAGCAAGAUGUCGAAUUACUAUAAAGAAGAGGAUAUCAGAUUGCUUUGUUAUGGGCUCCAGGCUAGUAAUUAUUCUGGAUGAUCUUUUGUGGGUAUUAACAGACUCACAGCUGAAAGCUGCUCUCCACUUUCUUGAUUCUUUAGGUGGUCUUAUUGAGAAAGCAACUGUUCUUGAACGAAAAACCAAAGCUGCAAGGAAAUUAGAGGUUUUACCAGAAUAUCAGGCUCAAGUAUCUCAACAAAGCAGAACAAAAAAUCAAUUUAAUACACCGAUAUCAAAAGUGUUUACAAGAUACGACGUUGUAGAGACAUCUUACCAUUUUCUUUCACAACGUAUUGAUCUCCACUUAUGUGAUGAUGCUGGGGGAGGUAGAUCAUUACAUCCUGAGCUGAAAGAUGGUGGCGCAUUACAAAUUUCAUUAGUUAAAUUUCAAAUUGAUUAUUAUCCGUACCAUCUGGCGAUGGCAGAUAGAAAGCAUUGGGCCAAAUACAAAGAGAAUGUCACACCUCACAGCCAAUGGUUGCAACAAUCGUUCAGCUCAUUUCGAUUUCGAAGUCAGUUUAUGGAUCUCAUAGAUUCCGGUAGAACGCAACAUUCUCCUUUAACAAGAAGUCAAGGAAACGUAACAGGUAGCAGUAUAAAAAGCUCUGGAGAACAAUCAGAGAAGAAUAAUCAAUCGCAAAACGCGAAUGUGACACCGUCUGAACAGAAGAAGUCUCAACAUCCUAGCGGUAAUCCAGUGAAAAAUUAUGUCUUGGAACAACUUGCCAAACUAAUGACGACGUGCAUUAUUAUCAGGAUCGAUGAUUUUACCUUAUACAAAGUGACGACAACAUCGCGUAAUCCAAUACCAAAAGAAUUUAUCACAGCGCAAACGAGGAAGAAGCAUACACCAGGUGAUCGGGACAGAUUCAGUCUUCCAGAAGAUGUAACGAUACUUCAUGCUGAGUUCACAUAUUACUAUUAUCCGGGAGACAUUACCUUUCCUUUACCACCGCCCAAGUUUUAUGUACAACUUAAUCCGAUUCAAAUAAACUUUGAUGUGUGCUCGUGCCUUUGGUUUAAUUCUUUUGCAUUGAAUCUUCAUCAUUCUCUGAUGGGUAAAAACAAGCAGCUGAAUCCUUCGCGUUUGAUGUACUUUGAUGUAAAGAUAGAGGCUAUACUUCCAAGAAUAGUUUUCGAAAGUCAGCAGGAUUAUCCAAACCAGAAAGACAGACCGAAGUCCUUGCAUCUUCAAACUUCCAGAGCAUCUAUAACAAACGUUCGGUCAACGGAAAGAUCUUCGAGAGCGGACCUGGCGCAAUGUCUAAAUGCAUUUCAGAUGGGGCAGAUGUUCUUCGGUGCAGAGUUUCCGAGUAAAUCCGGAGAUUUUCACGUAGUAACGGAUAAAUUCAUAGCGCACUGCGGAGGCAACGAUAAUAUUAGGCAAAUACCGUCGAAUUUCAGUAGCAAUUCUAUAACCGAGCUACUUCGUCAGAUGAGCAGAGAGCUUUUGUGGACGGAGGCGAAGGAUGUGUGGUGCUGCAAUUUCGAACCUGUGUGGGGAGAUUUUCUCGGAGCACGUGCCGUCGGUCAGAAUCGACCUGUACCGUUUCUGGAUGCGUUUCCUUUAACACUAUGGUGUCACUUUACCAUGGACUCCUCAGCUACAGAAAAGCCUUCAGCCGCCGAUAUUCACGGGCUGGCGUAUAUAAGCAAUCUAGUUAGCGUACAGAUAAAUCAUUAUCAAUACUUGUUUUUACUCAGAUUGUCGGAGAUAGUCUCCGAGAUGGCUACGUACUUGGCUGUGGACUCGAAUAAGAUUUUGAAAAUCGACGAGAAGAAACAGACGCCGGAAACUAAGCACAGCAAGUCGGACUCGGGUUCGAACACGCCUUUCAUCCCGAAUAACUUUAAUGUCAAUCUCUCGUCUAUGAAAAAGGGAUUUAGCAAUUUAAUGACGUCGCUCGACUCGGCUCUGAAAGCUUCUCCGGAAGACGGCAGUAGCGAUACGAUAUCUAUGAGAAGCGACGUUAGCUCGGACAGCGAGAAUUACGUUUUGGUGAAUCUUCAGGAUCAGGGCAAAAUCGAUGCGGUAUUCGGCAUCGACAAUUCGAUUAGGAUAACGGCUGUAGAAGAGGCGACUGAAGUAGUAGAAGAAACGCCGGAUACGCAAAGUGAAAAAUCUAUGGACAGCGUAUGCAAAAGGAAGGACAUAGUUUCCAUGGCAACGUUUAAAUUGUCAAAAGUGGAAUUUGUGCAACAGUCUUGCGGUUAUUCAUCUGUCAUUAAAGUUCAGGUUUCUAACAUCGACAAUGACGAGUGUUCAUCCAUUCCUUGGGACGAGUUUCAGGUCAAGAGAAAGACCAAGUUCAGCUCGCGAUCUCGAGGCUGGAUAGAAUUACCGUCCGAUUCUGACUGCAGAUCACGUAUUAAAUUACGUUUGGAUCACGAUUUGAAAAAUGCGGAAGAUUCCCGUAAACUUUCGGAUGCCAGUCAAAAAGACACGGGCGAAAGUAGUAGGCGAAUAUCACAAGAUCGUGCUAGAUUGUCCGAGCAAGACGCACCCCGCACAUCCGUCAUCAAUGUGCAUGACAAAGAGAACGUUAUGAAUUUAUUUGAGGACAAAUUAGAGAUAAAAGUCGCUAACAUAGCAAUGACAUUGUCGAUGAGCUCGGUGACGGGCUUAGCGGAUUUGGCGGAGGACGAGAUCAUUCCUAAGCCAAUUCCCAUACAGAUACACUUAGAAAAUAUAUCAUUACGUUUAAACGAAGAUCGUCCGCCGAAUAACAUAACUUCCCCAGGCCCGAUCCCGAUAGAUUUGAAUAUUUCCAAACUUAGGGUAGCACGGGACACGAGCGGCGUGUUUCACAUCGAACCUGUUGUAACUACAGUAGAUGAGAACCGUUUGAACAAGGCAUUAUUGGGUGAUAAUAGUUAUGCUGUUAAGAAUGCGGAAUGCGAGAGAGAAUUGAACGUUCUAAGACAAUCUAGUAAGCAAUUGAAAUCGGAUAACGAAGAAUUGAAACGUCGUAUGGGAGCUCUAGAAAGAUUAUCGGAAGAAAACGCGAGAUUAAUGCGGAAUAAAGAGGAAUCGGAUAUGAUAAGAUCUCGUUUGAGCGCUGCGGAGGACGACAUCGUGAGUCUUUUAGAAGAGAAAAGAAUCCUGCAUGAUACUAUUGCGGAGCUACGAAAUCAAAAACUGGAAGGUACUCCUGGAGGUAGUAAUAGAACUUCGUGGUCUCUUAAGAGAUAGCAUACCAGUUGUUUCGAUUGCUCCAAGUGUUGCAGUUCUAAUAAGUCCUAAUCGUUUCUAAAUCUUUCUUUUGAUAAAUUUACGGUAGAUUUACGUAAAGCGAGAGAUUUUACAUUUAUCUAAAUAAAAAGCAUUGAUAGUACGUAGUAGUUUUCAACUUCACAAAUUAACAAAAAUUAGAAUGCUUAAUUUUAAUUUUUCUGGAAACGUUGUGAGGUCUAUAGUUAUUCCUUGAGACACAUUCUUGUCUACCGUAAUUACGCUAGCGACUGCCGUUUACAUCUUUUGCUUAAAACAUGAAACAGUGAUAAGAGUCUGUAUGUGAUGCAUAUGCAAACUUAAAUUGAGAAUAUCAGUUUUCUUUACCACGAAUACAAAAGGCGAUAAACUGCAAUAUUACCGUUUUUUUUUGUUUUAUCAUUAAAUCGGUAAUAAUGGUAUGACUUUCAGAUAAAUGGUAAAUUGCCUGUGUGUCCAUUGUUUAUAGUACAGCUAUAAAUUGCAUAGGAUUGUAUAUAUGAUGCACAUAAAUUUUAUUAAAUAUCUAUAGAUACAUACUUAUGUGGCAUACAUAUCUUUCUGAAAUUAGAGUAAUAGUCUUAGAAUAUAAUGAAGAUCUAGAUAAAUUAUAUGAGAGAAAACAACAUAUUUAGGUUUAAAUUAUAAACUAAAUUGACGAAGAAAUCCGCUAGACAUCUUGUUAUGUUUUUCCGUUUUUAUAGGUCGAUUAAAGUCUACAUACGUACUUGUGAAACCCGUGCCCAUACUUAUGUCAGAAGGAUAUGUAUGUGCAUAUUCUAUUUGAAUAAGCAAAGUGCGCUAGUCAGUAUAUUGCAAUGAUACAUAUUGGUUUUACGAUUUUAUUAUAUUUUGACAUCAAUUUCAAGAAUGUGGUGGUCCGUGAGAGCGUAUUGUGAAAAGCGCAAAGAUUUCAAACACAUGAUUGUAAUUUUAGUAAUAUAUACUAGUUGAGCCUACAGAUAGACUAUUUAAGUGGAUAUUGUGACCUCGUGGUAUUGCAUUAUAUCAUAUACAUAAUUUUAUAUUGACUGAUUUAAUGCAUCUGAUGAUGAAAAUUAAUAAUAAUAAUAAUACGGUGAUGUGUGGAACGUUUCAAUAAGACUGUGUAAAAUUCGAAAAGGUUGAUUUAUAGUAGUCGCACUAGAAUUCUCAGUGUAAUUUGUAUAAAGUUAGAAAUUAUUAAUUGGCUUGAUGAACUUUUAACCGAAGGAAUUGUAAUGUGAUGCUUUACAAAAGAUGAUCCCUUACAAUAUCUCUUUAAUUCACAAUCGCUCCUGGUAAUAGCUCUUUCUUAGAAUUUGAUUUCGCUAGAUUUAGUUUCUACGAUGGAUUGCUGGUCGAUCCUAUAUAAAUGGAAAGUAUUUUUUUAAUGUGUAUGAAUACAUGAUGCAAUUGAAGUUUGUUUCAUAAUAUAGACUUCUGCUGUCGAUAGACACAUCCGGUAUAUAAUGCAUUUUCACAUGCGGUUUCAAACGCGCGAUGCGUUCCCUUGACAAAUAUUGUUGCGAUACAAGUGUAGUUAUUACCGUAUGAAAUAAUUUGCGUUUUGUACGAUGAUACUGUAAUUGUUUGAGAUAAUGCAAUAGGAUACAGUUACCUUUCUAAUAUUUGACUAGUGAACGCAAUGCCUGAAGAUAGCAUAACAUAUAUAAGCUUAGAAAAGAACGAAAGUUGCAGUUUUUACUUUCAGAUGCAGAUAAACUUUUCAUAAUACACAUAUCAUAUUUAUGAAGGCUCUUGAAGGUUUUUCUUAUAUAUAACACAUUUACAUAGUCCGAUAAGAUUUUAUAUUGCAGGAACAUAAUAUUGUUAUUGCUUUUUAUUUGUAUCAAUAUUUUUAAUUUUUUUAAAUCUGUUUUAAAUCAACUUCCUAAAGUUUGCUUGUAUAGUUCCUUUUUCAAAAGUCUAAUUGCAUAGUUCUUUUUUAUAAGUACCAAACAUAUUUCAUUAUGUUUUAAA
This is a messenger RNA of Linepithema humile (Argentine ant), 5988 nucleotides long. NCBI's taxonomy places the organism in Eukaryota, Metazoa, Arthropoda, Insecta, Hymenoptera, Formicidae. The record is from RefSeq and is a predicted model, not a curated record.